Messenger RNA from Triticum aestivum (bread wheat), 1254 nucleotides. RefSeq names its product 5'-deoxynucleotidase HDDC2. The transcript is spliced from 8 exons. Gene Ontology annotation, molecular function: 5'-deoxynucleotidase activity. The coding region runs from base 179 to 928 and encodes 249 amino acids. Gene Ontology annotation, cellular component: cytoplasm. The record is from RefSeq and is a predicted model, not a curated record. Lineage: Eukaryota; Viridiplantae; Streptophyta; Magnoliopsida; Poales; Poaceae.
GGGGAGAACGGGGCGGGGGGAUCGCCGUGCAAUCUGGGCCACCCGGCGCGCACGCGGCGCGCUGCUUUCGCGGCCCUCGCCACAACCAUCACCACCACGACCACCCCGGCAUUCCCGGACGGCCACCGCACCGCUCCUCCCGGCCUCACCUCACCUCACCCAAUACUUAACCCCAGCCAUGGGUGGGAGCCGAGCCCUUUCCCUCUCCUCCCUUUGCGCCGCCUCCCUCGCCGCCGCCGCCGCCGCCGCCGCGACCAGGUCCCCCCUCCUCUCCCCCCACCACCGCGCGCGCCACCUCCGGCCCCGCCUCGCCGCCGCCAUGUCGUCCUCCUCCUCGCCCGCCCCGGCCCCUGGGUCCGACCCCGCGGCCCCGGCGGCGUCCUCGGCGUCCUCCGCCAUCGACUUCCUCACGCUCUGCUACCGCCUCAAGACGACGAAGAGGGCGGGGUGGGUGAGGCGCGGGGUGCCGGGUCCCGAGUCGGUGGCCGACCACAUGUACCGGAUGGGAGUCAUGGCGCUCGUCGCCGCCGACCUUCCGGCCGGCGUCAACCGCGACAGGUGUGUGAAAAUGGCGAUUGUGCAUGACAUAGCCGAAGCUAUUGUUGGCGAUAUCACCCCUGCUGAUGGUGUGCCCAAGGAAGAGAAGAGCCGUAGGGAGAAGGAAGCUUUGGACCAUAUGUGCGCAUUGCUUGGUGGAGGUUCAAGAGCCGACGAAAUUCGUGAACUUUGGAUGGAGUAUGAGAACAACGCCACUUUGGAAGCGAAGGUUGUUAAAGAUUUUGACAAGGUUGAGAUGAUACUUCAAGCACUCGAAUACGAAAAGGAGCAAGGGCGGGACCUAGAAGAGUUCUUCCAAUCGACGGCAGGGAAAUUCCAAACGGACGUCGGAAAAGCAUGGGCAGCAGAGGUUGCAUCAAGAAGAAAGUGAAAACAAGUGAUCAAAUGACAAAUUCACGAGCACUCUCGGUGCUUCUUUUUUCGGAUACAAUUGUCAGCGCCGGAUCUGUAUCGUGUUUCACUUCAGGGCCUUUCUUAUCCCUGAGACAAACCGGCCUCCCAACUCGGGUAGGGCUUCUCCAGAUCAGCCAGUUGUAUUGCAGAGCGGGUCUUUUCACUUGUAGCUCGCCUGACCAUGCCCAGCACCAAGUUGGUAGGAUCAGCCCCUUUCUGAUGUAAAAUCAGUUAACUCGUUGACACCAAUACAGUGUACUCCUGUUAAUCGAGGCCCAUCGUUUCGAUCGUUUGGUAACGCUA